GCUCCGGUUGCCCAGCACGGGAUGCGUGUGGCGCGUGUAGCUGUGGGGCCGCUGCGGAUUCUGUGCUAUGAGGGUAUCUGUGGCAGAGACGGAGCUUGCUGGCCGGAAGCUACAGUAGAAAAAGCACCAGGCAUGGAGUACCCGUGACGCCUGCGCUUUCAGCUUUGUAAUCUGUCUGGUGCGCGGUACUCCGCCGUUUGGAGCCUGAACUGUACUCGGGAAAAUGGAUUGAAUUUGAGACUGGUUGGCGAGGACUAGAACGUACCACGUUUACAAAGCGCCUUGCACCAGCUCACUCCGACCCCUUGCACAGGGAGCCCUCGGAGUCUGAGGCUGACUGGCACAGCAUACUCGCUGGGCAGCGCAAAGAACCUGGUGGGACUGGCCCAGCGUCAGAAUGCAAGCCCUCCAUCUUCAGCACCGCAGCCCCAGCAGCUACAGGGUCAAGGCCAGCGCAUCCUAUGUGGAUGAGACCCUGUUUGGCAGCCCGACAGGAACCCGGCCCACUCUACCAGACUUUGACCCACCCUGGGUGCAGAGUCGGAACAGAUCCAGAGGAGCCGGCCCAGGACCGCCGAAGGUCUCUCCAACCAAGAAAGUCUGUGAGUCCCCCUCUUCCAGGGGCAGUACUCCAAACCUCACCCCAAGGAAGAAAAACAAAUACAGGUUGAUUGGCCACACCCCGUCCUACUGCGAUGAGUCUCUGUUCGGCACCAGCAGGCAGGGGUCUCGGACAGCCGUGGAGGAUGCCGCCAAGCUCCGGACCCUUUUCUGGACCCCACCAGCCACCCCCAGGGGCAGCCACUCACCUCGCCCCAGGGAGACCCCACUGCGAGCCGUUCACCCAGCUGGACCCUCCGGGACAGAGCCCGGAGUGGCCACAGGCUCCCGGAAGGUGUCCCAGGAUGGGUUGGGUGUCCCCCGCCCUCUGGGACAGAGGCGUUCCCAUUCACUCACCCACCUAACUGUCCCCAGCACGGGGCAUCCGGCGUCCAGUGCUCCCCAGACCAACGGGCCUUGGAGUCCCCAGCCUUCCAUAUCAAGGGCGACUGUCCAGAGUCCCCUGGUCACUCCCAAGGUAUGCUCAGGCAGUGUCUCAGGGCCAGCCACCCCUCGGCGGGGGACCUGUCCCCGCAAGCCAAAGCCUCCUUGGAAAUGAGAUUGUUACCAGGAAUGCCUUUGGUUCAAAGCUAGGACUCGAGCUCAGGUAGGGUCCUCUGGAGACAAUGGUCCCCAGGGCCAACAAAUGCUGGAGAAGCCUCCAGGGGGCUCCAUGGUGAGGAUGGGUCAUAUUUUCCUUAGUCCCCACAAGCUCAGGAUGUCCCCAGCCUUCUCUGACGGGUGUUUGGGGUCUUUGAGUUGUCUCCUAGCUGUGUCUCAGCCGCCUUCUGUAUUGGUGCCAAGUCCUACCCAGCUCCCUGCAAAGGAUUCAGUUCCUACAGGGGUCUGGAGGCCUUGGGGGUGUCCUGGGCUGCUUAUGGACCCCAGGGGUGGAGCAUGGGGAGACGUUAUUUUAAUAUUCAUGUAUUUAUUCCGCGGAUGAAAUGUAUUUGUAUCACUGAAAUGGUAGUGUGUUACUUUUUCCCCCUUAAGUAAAGGCCUCGGUCAAUUUCAA
This is a messenger RNA of Apodemus sylvaticus (European woodmouse), 1615 nucleotides long. It is a transcript of the gene Rita1, whose product is annotated as RBPJ interacting and tubulin associated 1. Gene Ontology annotation, cellular component: nucleus; cytoplasm. Gene Ontology annotation, biological process: Notch signaling pathway; negative regulation of Notch signaling pathway; nuclear export. The transcript is spliced from 3 exons. The coding region runs from base 398 to 1159 and encodes 253 amino acids. Lineage: Eukaryota; Metazoa; Chordata; Mammalia; Rodentia; Muridae. The record is from RefSeq and is a predicted model, not a curated record. Gene Ontology annotation, molecular function: tubulin binding.